Messenger RNA from Truncatella angustata, 3294 nucleotides. Its product is annotated as armadillo-type protein. Gene Ontology annotation, molecular function: nuclear import signal receptor activity; small GTPase binding. The coding region runs from base 1 to 3294 and encodes 1097 amino acids. The transcript has 6 exons. Gene Ontology annotation, biological process: protein import into nucleus. Gene Ontology annotation, cellular component: cytoplasm; nucleus. The record is from RefSeq and is a predicted model, not a curated record. NCBI's taxonomy places the organism in Eukaryota, Fungi, Ascomycota, Sordariomycetes, Amphisphaeriales, Sporocadaceae.
AUGUCCAUGCUACCGCCUGCGGUCCAUGCCGAGCUGACCCAGCUCCUGCAGGCCCUGCAGUCCCCCGACAACACAACCCGCUCCCAAGCCGAAGAUCACCUCCAAAACAACUGGACUGCCUCGCGCCCCGAGGUCCUCUUGAUGGGACUGGCCGAGCAGGUAGCAGGCUCCACGGACGCUCCGAUACGCUCUUUCGCCGCCGUCAUCUUCCGAAGGAUAUCCUCCAAGAGCCGCAAGAAUGAUAAGGGUGACACCGUCGAGAUGUUCAUCUCUUUGGUCCCUGACCAUGCCACCGCUAUCCGCCAGAAACUCCUCGAGGCCCUGGCCAAUGAGUCCGACCGUACUGUACGCAACAAGAUCAGCGAUGCCGUCGCGGAUGUCGCCAGGCAAUAUUCCGAAAACAAUGAUAGCUGGCCAGAGAUUCUCGGUGUCCUUUUCCAGCUGAGCUUGUCUCCCGACGCUGGCAAGCGUGAGACCGCUUACCGUGUCUUCACCACCACCCCGGGCAUAAUAGAGAAGCAGCACGAAGGCGCUGUCUUGGAAGCCUUCGGGAGAGGUUUCAAGGACGAUGCUGUCGGAGUACGAUUGGCCGCCAUGGAGGCCUUUGCCUCCUUCUUCCGCAACCUGAGCAAAAAGGCACAACCGAAGUACUUCGGCUUGCUGCCCGAUGUUCUCAACAUCCUGCCCCCUAUCAAGGAUUCUCAAGACUCCGAGGACCUCAGCAAGGCUCUCAUCGCCCUUAUAGACCUUGCCGAGACUUGCCCCAAGAUGUUCAAGCCUCUUUUCCACAAUCUCGUCAUGUUCAGCGUCGGCGUCAUUCAAGACAAGGAGCUGUCUGACAUCGCACGCCAAAAUGCAUUAGAGCUCAUGGCAACCUUCGCCGAUUACGCGCCGUCAAUGUGCCGCAAGGACCCAUCUUACACCAACGACAUGAUAACUCAGUGUUUGAGUCUCAUGACUGACCUUGGAGAAGACGACGACGAUGCUGCAGAGUGGCUCGCAUCCGAAGACCCCGACUCGGAGGAGAGCGACUUCAACCAUGUUGCUGGAGAACAGUGCAUGGACAGACUGGCAAACAAGCUCGGUGGCGAGACCAUCUUGGCCCCCACGUUCAACUGGCUUCCUAGAAUGAUGACUUCGAUGGCCUGGAAGGAUCGUCAUGCUGCUCUGAUGGCCAUUUCUGCCAUCUCCGAAGGCUGCCGUGAUCUCAUGGUCAAGGAGCUCAGUCAGGUCCUCAACCUCGUUGUUCCCGCCCUCAAGGACGCUCAUCCGCGAGUUCGCUGGGCGGGUUGUCAAGCCCUUGGCCAGAUGAGCACCGAUUUCGCUCCUACUAUGCAGAAGGAACACUACGACACCGUUCUCAAAGCCAUCAUUCCUGUUCUCACGUCACCAGAGCCUCGUGUCAAGGCUCAUGCUGCCGCCGCUCUUGUCAACUUUUGCGAGGAGGCCGAGAAAAACAUUCUUGUGCCCUACUUGGACGAAUUGCUUUCUCAUCUUUUCCAACUCCUGCAGAACGACAAGCGCUUCGUGCAAGAGCAAGCUUUGUCGACCAUUGCCACCAUUGCCGAUGCUGCCGAGGCCGCCUUUUCAAAGUACUACGAUACACUUAUGCCGCUUUUGAUGGGUGUUUUACAACGGGAGAACGACAAGGAGUUCCGUCUGUUGCGUGCCAAGGCAAUGGAGUGUGCCACUCUUAUCGCCCUAGCUGUCGGCAAAGAGCGCCUUGGUAAUGACGCCAUGAACCUCGUGCAGCUGCUCGCCUCUAUUCAGUCUAGCAUCACUGAUCCCGACGACCCGCAAAGCCAGUAUCUCAUGCAUUGCUGGGGCCGAAUGUGUCGUGUCAUGGGAAGUGAUUUCCUCCCAUUCCUGCCUAACGUCAUGCCCCCCCUGGUAGAACUGGCCAGUGCUAAGGCCGACAUUCAGCUCCUCGAUGACGACGAGCAGGUCGAGCAGAUCCAGCAAGAGGAUGGAUGGGAGUUGGUGCCAUUGAAGGGCAAGAUGAUCGGCAUCAAGACGAGCACGAUGGACGACAAGCAUAUGGCUAUCGAGCUCCUCGUUGUUUACGCACAGACCCUCGAGGCAGCUUUUGCGCCUUACGUCAAGGACACCAUGGAGAAGAUCGCCUUGCCGGGACUUGCGUUUUUCUUCCACGAUCCUGUCCGAUUCAUCUCGGCCAAGCUGGUGCCGCAACUGCUCAGCUCUUAUAAAAAGGCCUUUGGACCUACCUCGAAUGAACUGCGUGAGUUGUGGUUGGCUACUGUAGACAAGCUGCUCGAGGUUCUCACGGCCGAGCCGGCGAUCGACGCUUUGGCUGAAAUGUAUCAAUGCUUUUACGAGUCUGUCGAAGUGGUCGGCAAGGACUGCAUGUCGUUGCAGCACAUGGGCAAGUUUAUCGACAGUGUUUUGUCCGCCAUCGAGGAUUACAGAGACCGUGUCGCACAACGAGAGCAAGACAGGGAAGGCGUAACGGCCGAGGAUGUCGAGGACGAGGCCGAGGAGCUGCUGUUAGCCAUCGAGGAUGACCAGACGCUCUUGUCCGAUAUGAACAAAGCCUUCCACGCCAUCUUCAAAAACCACGGUGCCGCAUUCCUUCCCUCAUGGGAACGUCUCAUGACCACAUACGAGACCUUCCUCAACUCGUCGGACCCUACACAACGGCAGUGGGGCCUGUGCAUCAUGGAUGAUGUUGUGGAGUACUGCGGGCAGGAGAGCAUUCGCUAUGCCAACUACAUUCAGAAGCCCCUAGUUGAUGGCUGCAAGGACCCGUCCGCAGCGAUCCGUCAAGCAGCGGCUUAUGGCAUCGGUGUGGCGGCCCACCGUGGAGGUCCAUCGUGGUCACAGUUUCUCUACGGCUCUAUACCUUAUUUGUUCCAGAUAACACAGGUGCCCGAUGCGCGCGGUGAUGAUGCCGUUUACGCAACGGAGAAUGCCUGUGCUGCCAUUGCCAAGAUUCUCCAUUUUAACAAUGCCAGUGUGCAAGACCCACAGGCUGUCGUGGCACAGUGGGUGAAUACCUUGCCCGUUACCAACGAUGAGGAGGCAGCGCCAUUUGCGUAUGGAUACCUCGCAACAUUGAUCAGCCAACAAAACCCGGCGGUUAUGGGUCAAGCCGACAAGAUGUUUGUGUACGUAGCGCAAGCACUGGAGGCCGACAUGCUCGGCUCUGGAGAGGUGGCACAGAGAGUUGUACAGGCCACCAAGGCGUUGAUGCAAUCAUCUGGAGUUAACGCCCAGUCGUUGCUACAACAAUUUUCGCCCGAAGCGCAACAGACCAUCUUGCGCUACUUUUCCUGA